Messenger RNA from Triticum aestivum (bread wheat), 1628 nucleotides. RefSeq names its product exosome complex component RRP4 homolog. Gene Ontology annotation, molecular function: RNA binding. Gene Ontology annotation, cellular component: nuclear exosome (RNase complex); cytoplasmic exosome (RNase complex). NCBI's taxonomy places the organism in Eukaryota, Viridiplantae, Streptophyta, Magnoliopsida, Poales, Poaceae. Gene Ontology annotation, biological process: TRAMP-dependent tRNA surveillance pathway; nuclear polyadenylation-dependent rRNA catabolic process; U4 snRNA 3'-end processing. The record is from RefSeq and is a predicted model, not a curated record. The coding region runs from base 1 to 1311 and encodes 436 amino acids. The transcript is spliced from 9 exons.
AUGCCGCCGCGGCUGUGCUUCCUGUCGAGCAGAGGACGCCCGCUCGUCCCUGUCGCUUUGACCGCGCCAAUCGCCAAGGCCCGAGCGCCCGCUUUCGUUGACCGCGCCUCUGCCUCCAGAUCCCCCCAGCCCGCACUGCCUCAGCCGCCUCCACCGAACGGGCUGAAGCCCAUGGGUGAGCUGCCCCCCCUGUUCCUGGUGAAUUUUGAUAAGAGAUCUUAUCUUUCCACAAAGAGAAACCUUUGCAGCUGGGAACUAAACCAAGCUAUGGGCGGUAUGUACAGGACUAAUUUUCGCCGUCGACCAGCGGCAACGCCGACAACCUCCGACCCUUCCUCCUUCUCCUCCCCGGCGAUCGGAGACCUCCACCUACGACUGAACCAGACACAGAGGGUCCGCCUCGAGGCCGCACUCCACGAGCUCCAGACCCUCGCCCCCGCCGCCGCCGCCGCCGCCGUCACCUUCGCGGACAACAUCCCCUUCAACCCCGAGGACACCAUCCUCAGGGGGCAUGGCACGUCUGAUCAGGACGGGGAGGUUGUGGCGACGGUGUGCGGCGUGGUGGAGCGGGUCCAAAAUCUCGUCUGCGUGAGGACGCUCCGCGCAAGGUAUAAGCCACAGAAAGGGGAUAUCAUUAUUGGCCGUGUCAGUGAGAUUGCUUCUAAGCGCUGGAGGUUGGAGACAAACUUUAGCCAAGGUGCUGUUUUGAUGCUUUCUUCUAUGAAUUUGCCUGAUGGAAUCCAGAGACGGAGAACUGAUGUUGAUGAGCUUAAUAUGCGGAGUAUACUUGAAGAAAAUGACCUUGUUUGUGCUGAAGUUCAUCAUAUCCAACACGAUGGAUCUCUUGACCUACAGCCAAGGAGUCAGAAAUAUGGAAAGCUUCAGAGGGGUCAAUUGCUCACAGUACCUGCCUAUUUGGUAAAACGGCGAAAGCAGCAUUUCCAUCAUCUUGAGCAAUAUGAUGCCGAUUUGAUUCUCGGUUGCAAUGGAUUCAUCUGGGUCGGCGAGCAUGUCGUGGCGGAUGAAGAGACUAAUGCGAACGAAGAUCAACAUAAGUUGAGCAUGGAAGUGGAGGCUUUUACCCCACUAGAAACUAGAAGGCACAUUUGCCGGCUUGCCAAUGCCGUGCACGUGCUUUCGGCCCUUGGAUUCACCCUUACUGUCGAACUGAUAAUCCAGACCGCUGAAGCAAGCCUAUCAUCACACGUCGAGAUAAACGACAUGCUCGGAGCUGAAUUUUAUGUCCAGACAGCGGAGAGAGAGGCCAAGCGUCGAGCCGAUCUCUCGAGAAGGAUGAAUGGGCCAAGGUAAAAUGCAGUUUGGUCCUGCCUGCCUGAUUAUUUGUAGAGUAACAGUACCUGACCUGUACGAUAUUAUCUGUAAAGGAAAAUAGAGCCAAUCGAGCGCCGACGUAGUCGAACACAUACAGAUCAAGAACUGUUUUGAGAUGUGGACCCUUGCUCGACCCUGUCGCGUCCAUGUAGUUAGUGGUAGCAGUAUCAAAAUAGCUGCUACCGACGGAGAUUUUGUGUACUCUGUUACAUAGGCCGCUGUUCACUUGCAUAAACUUGCCUUUUGUGUUCUUUUGAGGGCCGGGCAGGAGUAUUUACAGGAUAUAAGAAGUAGCC